AUGGAUGAGGAUGAAGUGCAGAUACAACGUCCUUCCCAAUGCUCCAAAGACAAUGGCCACAUCGAAAGAACAGGAGAUGUUUGGACUACAAGUGCCAGGGUAAUCGGGGUUUCGAUUGGUCCUGCAGUGCCGUUCCUGGCAUGGGCCAUUGCACAGCUGGGAUGGAUAGUAGGGCCGGCUCUCAUGUUCCUGUUCUCCUUUGUGUUCUGCUACACUGCCACCCUCCUCGCUGAUUGCUACCAGUUGAACCAAAGCUACAAUAAUGCUGUUCGGGCCAACCUUGGUGAAGUCAAGGCUAAGAUAUGUCGUGUGUUUGAAUUCCUCUAUCCGCUUGGCAUGGCCAUUGUUGCCAUGAUCACAGCGUCGAUUAGCAUGAUGGCAAUCAAACGGUCCGACUGCUUCCACGAGAGUGGAGAGAAGAACCCGUGCCACAUGUCGAGCAAUCUUUACAUGAUCAUGCUCGGCGUCUCCGAGAUCAUCUUCUCUCAAAUUCCCAAUUUCGAGAAGAAUCGUUGGGUCCGCUAUAUCACACCCAUCAUGUCCUUUAUCUACUUAUCUGUCGGCCUAUGUCUCGGAGUAGCCCAGGUCGCAGCGAGGAGGAGCUUCAAAGGCAGCCUGACUGGAAUAAGCAUCGGCACAGUCACACAAACUCGAAAGAUCUGGAGAAGCUUCCAAGCUGUCGGUGACAUUGCAGCCUCCUACUCUCAUCUGCCAAUCCUCAACACGAUACAGAACACAAUCAAAUCCCCACCUUCAGAGGCCAAAACCAUGAAGAAGGCCACCCUCCUCAGCCUCACCAUCACAACAGCCUACAAAACUCUCUGCUUCUGCAUUGUCUAUGCCACGUUCGGCGACUGCACUCCCACCACCCUCCUCGCCGGCUUUGGCUUCUACAACCCCUUCUGGCUGCUCGACUUCGGCAACAUGGCAAUCAUCAUCCACCUCGCCAGCGUCUACCAGCUCUGCUGCCGGCCCUUGUUUGCAUUCGUCGAGAAGUGGGCCAUUCAAAGAUGGCCCAACAGUGAAUUUACCACAAGGGAGAUCCCAGUCCCGAUCCCCGGCUUCUGCACCUACAAACUCAAUCUCUUCCGUCUGGUGUGGCGGUCCAUCUUCGUCGUGGCCACUACCGUCAUCUCCAUGAUCUUCCCAUUCUCCAAUGAUGUAGCUGGAAUGGUCGGUGGGCUAGGGUUUUGGCCACUUACCGUCUACUUCCCAGUAGAGAUUUACAUUGUACAGAUGAAGAUACCCAAGUGGAGUGUCGAGUGGGUGUGUCUCCAAAUCCUCAGCUUGGCCUGCCUCAUCUUCUCGGUGGCCGCUUUGGUGGGGUCCAUUGCUGGCAUGGUCUUUGAUCUGAAGCCGUAUCCACCGUUCAAGAUCAUCCGUUACGACCCCUUUGCCUAG
Messenger RNA from Magnolia sinica, 1401 nucleotides. Its product is annotated as amino acid permease 2-like. NCBI's taxonomy places the organism in Eukaryota, Viridiplantae, Streptophyta, Magnoliopsida, Magnoliales, Magnoliaceae. The record is from RefSeq and is a predicted model, not a curated record. The coding region runs from base 1 to 1401 and encodes 466 amino acids. The transcript is spliced from 6 exons. Gene Ontology annotation, cellular component: plasma membrane.